Messenger RNA from Hirsutella rhossiliensis, 3006 nucleotides. RefSeq names its product AMP-binding enzyme domain-containing protein. NCBI's taxonomy places the organism in Eukaryota, Fungi, Ascomycota, Sordariomycetes, Hypocreales, Ophiocordycipitaceae. The transcript has 6 exons. The record is from RefSeq and is a predicted model, not a curated record. The coding region runs from base 1 to 3006 and encodes 1001 amino acids.
AUGGCCGUCUCCGUGGCUCGGAAUACUCGCCCCCGUCCCACCACCUCCUUGAGCUUCGGCGAGCUCGUUACCUGCCCAUUUCCCACCGUCACCGCCGCCUUCUACCACCAAGCCUCCUCCUCAGCUUCCUCCUCCACACAUUCCCACAUUGCCGUCCGUGACCUAUCCGGCACCGCCCCUCGCGAGUUGACCUAUCCCCAGCUUGCCAGCCAUGCCCAGGCCCUUGCCUUGAGGCUACGCGGCCUUGGCGUCCAGCCCCGCCAACGGAUCCCCCUUGUCGUCAAGCGAGGGCUUGAGAUGGUCGUCGGCAUAUGGGCCAUCUUGUCCUGCGGUGCUCAGUAUGUUCCCCUCGACGGCGGCGUCGUCCCUGACUCCACCAUCAAGCACGUCGUCGAGCAGUCUGGUGGAGACGUCGUUCUUUGCCUGUCGACGACAGAGCAUCGAAUCCGGAGCCAGUUCCCCCAUCUCACUCCCGUCCUCAUCGACCAGUACAUGGCGGCGGACCCUGCCGAGCCCUCGUCAGACGGCUGGAUAGAUCUGGCCUCUCCAGAUGCCGGAUGCUAUGUCAUCUAUACCUCUGGGACCACGGGCAAGCCCAAAGGCGUUGAUGUCACGCACAGGAACGUGGCCAACCUGGUUUGCCUCUCGCCCGGCGGCCUGGGCAUCCGUCCCGGCAUGUGCGUCGGCCAGUUGCUCAACAUCAGCUUUGACAUGGCCGCGUGGGAGAUUUUCGCGUGUCUGUGUAACGGCGGCACGCUGGUGGUCAGGGGGUCUCAGUGGGAGCCCACGAUCCGGGAGCUUGACGUGCUCAUCUGCACCCCUACCAUCCUGUCCAAGUACCACCCGGCCCAGUACCCCAAGAUCAAAGUGGUGGCCACGGCGGGCGAGCCCACGUCCCAGGCGCUGGCCGACCUCUGGGCCACGCACGCGACGUACUGGAACUGCUGCGGUCCGACCGAGACGACCAUUGUCAACACCAUGUCGCGGCACGUGGCUGGCGACCCAGUCUCCAUCGGCCGGCCGACGCCCAACAACAGCGUCUACAUUGUCGACGACGCCGGCGAGCCUGUCCCUGUGGGCGUGCCCGGAGUGAUGUGGGCGGGCGGCCACGGAGUCUCUCGUGGUUAUGUGGGACUCGAGUCCAAGACAAGCGAGUCGUAUAUUCCAGACCCCUUUGUCGACGACGGGUCCCACAUGUACUGCACCGGAGACUUGGGUCAGUGGAGGCUAGACGGAUCCAUCGACAUCCUCGGCCGCUGCGAUGACCAGGUCAAAGUAAAGGGGUUCCGAGUUGAGCUGGACGGCGUCUCGUCGUCGUUGGCGUCGGCGCCGGGCGUCUCCCGGGCCACGGCGCUGAUGGUUGACGGCGACCUCCACGGCUUUGUCACCCCGUCGGGGCAGAGCAUAGAGGCCAUCCUCGAGUAUGUCCGCACGCUCCAGCCCUAUUACGCUGUUCCGGCCAAGAUCCAUCAGCUGGACGAGUUCCCGACGACGGCCAACGGCAAAAUCGAUAAGAAGAUGCUGCGCGUGGCCGCCGAGCCCGUCUCGGUGAUCACAGAGGAAGAUUUGAGCGAGAAGCAUCCGGCGUCGGCGGCCAAGAUGUCCAGCGACUGCGGCACACUCAUCGAGACGCGGUCAUCGUCGUCGACCUUCACCGUCGUGUCCGACACGCCGGACCUCGACCAAGACAUGCCGAGCAAACGGUUGCCGCAACCACUACGGGGUCUCAGACACCGCAUCCUCAUCGUCUACCGGCUGCUCUUCAGCCUCGUCGGGCUCACAAAUAUGGCCGCGCUCAUCGCCUUCGUCGUCUUGAGCCCCGGCCCGGAGUGGCUCGCCAUCCUGACGGCGGCCAACCUCGUCACAGCCGUGCUGGUGCGCCAGGACGCCGUCAUCAACCUCCUCUACACCCUCUUCUGCUCCAUGCCCAAGGGCGCCCCCCUGUGGAUGCGGACUCGCUGCGCCAAGAUUUACCACCUCGGCGGCGUCCAUUCUGGCGCCGGCGUGUGCGCGACCUCGUGGCUCCUCGCCUCCACCAUCCGCUCAACAGUGACCUACGCCAAGGAAAAGGGCUCUGCCGUCGACUCGCUCGCCACCAUUGUUGUCUCCUGGCUGCUGUCGGCUCUCUGCUGCACCAUUGUCGGCUUCGCCUGGCCGUCCUUCCGCAAGAACCACCACAACCUAUUUGAGCGCCUGCACCGCUUCCUCGGCUGGACCGCCCUCUGUCUCUUCUGGGUCCGCACCGUCCUGUCCGUCUACGACGCCACGUCGGUCGGCCAAGAUCUCGGCCUGGCCCUGGCCCGCAGUCCCGGCUUCUGGAUGUUGGGCGUGGCGACGUGCAGCAUCGCCUCGUCGUGGUUCUUCCUCCGCCGCGUGCCCGUCAACGCCGUGCCGUUGUCGGACCACGCCAUCCAGCUGCACUUUGGCUACACGGUGCCCGUCAACGGCAGCUUCACCCGCAUCUCGACGCGGCCCCUGCUCGAAUGGCACUCGUUCGCCACCAUCCCCACCCCCAAGCCGUCGGGCACCGCCACCAAGCCGGGCUACUCGCUCGUGGUGUCCAAGGCCGGCGACUGGACAGAGGCGUGCAUCCGCAACCCCCCGACGCAUCUUUGGGUCCGCGGGCUCCCGGCUUGCGGUGUCAUGCGCAUCGCAACCCUCUUCAACCGCGUCGUCGUCAUCGCCACCGGGUCCGGCAUCGGCCCCCUGCUCGGGCACAUCGGCCAGCCCAGCUGUCCGACGCAGCUCAUCUGGUCAACGCCAAACCCCGAGCAGACGUUUGGCAAGAGCGUCAUCGACAAGAUCCGGCGGUCCAUCCCGGGCGCCAUUAUCCACGACACGAGAGUCAAGGGCCGGCCCGACCUGGUCAAGAUGGGCUUCAACCUCGCAAAGGACUUUGGCGCCGAGGCCGUCAUCAUCAUUGCCAACGAGAAGAUUACCAAAAAGGUAGUCUAUGGCCUCGAGUCGAGAGGUCUGCCGGCCUAUGGAGCCAUUUGGGACAGCUAA